Phragmites australis (common reed) is the source of this 1520-nucleotide messenger RNA. Its product is annotated as xyloglucan galactosyltransferase KATAMARI1 homolog. NCBI's taxonomy places the organism in Eukaryota, Viridiplantae, Streptophyta, Magnoliopsida, Poales, Poaceae. The record is from RefSeq and is a predicted model, not a curated record. The coding region runs from base 95 to 1498 and encodes 467 amino acids. Gene Ontology annotation, molecular function: glycosyltransferase activity. The transcript has a single exon.
GUGUUCUGCAUGUCAUGUAAGGUUACCUCCGACAACCGUUCAUACGAAAAAAGUCACUCCGCCGCAGGCACGACCCGUAUCAGCGGAGAAGGCAAUGCACAAAUCCAGCGCCAUUUCACGGCCUUGCUUCCUCGUCGUCGCCGCCGCGGCACUGUGGGCCUUAACACUCUACUUCCGCUUCCACUUCCUCACGGUCGUGCUCAAUGCGGACAUCCUCCGCGCCACGUUCACGGGGCGCGUGGCGACGUCGCUCGUCCCGGACUACGACUACGGGCGCGGCAGCGGCAGCGGCGACGACGAUCCCUGCCGUGGCCGGUACGUCUACAUCCACGACCUGCCCUCGCGGUUCAACAGCGACAUCCUCCGCGGCUGCGGCACGGCCCGCUACCAGUGGCCCAGCAUGUGCGACGACGUGGGCAACGGCGGCCUCGGCAGGCCGCUCGAUGGUGGCGCGCUCACGGCCGCGAACGGCUGGUACGCCACGCACCAGUUCGCGCUGGACGCCAUCUUCCACGCCCGCAUGCGGCAGUACGGGUGCCUGACCAACGACUCCUCCGCGGCGGUCGCCGUGUUCGUCCCGUUCUACGCCGGCUUCGAGUUCGGCAGGCACAUCUGGGGGCAAGACGACUCGGUGCGGGAUGCCGCCUCGCUAGACCUGCUGCGCUGGCUCGUGCGACGGCCCGAGUGGCGCAGGGCGGGCGGCCGCGACCACUUCCUUGUGGCGGGGCGCACGGCGUGGGACUUCAUGCGUGACAUCCACCCCAACUCAACCUGGGGCACCAAUCUCCUCUUCUUCCCGGCCGCCAAGAACAUGACCGUCCUCGCCGUAGAGACGGCCACCCUCGGCUCGGGCAACGACUUGGCCGUGCCUUACCCCACCUACUUCCACCCACGCACAGACUCCGACGUUCUGAACUGGCAGCACAGGAUCCGGAACUCCAGCCGCAGGUGGUUCAUGUCCUUCGUGGGCGCGCCGCGGCCGGGGGACCAGCGAUCGAUCCGGUCGCAGGUCAUUGCACAGUGCCAGGCCACGCGCGCGUGCGGGCAGCUUGGGUGCGCCUUCGGGAGCUUCCAGUGCCACUCCCCGGGCGACAUCAUGGCGAUGUUCCAGAGCUCCACCUUCUGCCUCCAGCCGUCGGGGGACUCGCCGACGCGGCGAUCAACAUUCGACGCGAUGGUCGCCGGCUGCAUCCCGGUGUUCUUCAGGCAGCGGUCGGCGUACCAACAAUACAGGUGGCACCUUCCGAGGGACAAUGCCACGUACUCGGUGUUCAUACCGGAGGACGGCGUGCGCUCGGGGAACGUGAGCAUUGAGGCGGAGUUGAGGAAGAUACCACCGGCAGUGGUGGAGAAGAUGCGGGAAGAGGUCAUCAAGCUCGUCCCAAGGCUGGUCUACGCCGACCCGAGGUACAAGCUCGAGACACUCAAGGACGCGUUUGACGUCGCCGUGGACGGUGUAUUGGAGAGAGUGGUGGAGAUUAAGGGCAUCGGCAAAUAGGAUGCUAUCGGGAAAUGGUGAA